AUGGCCGACAAAUCAGCUGUUGUUGUUCGUACCAAGAAGAUUAUGGUCAACCCAUUGCUUGCUCGUAAGCAAUUCGUUGUUGAAGUCCUCCACCCAAACAAGGACAGAAUCUCCAGAGCUGACAUCACCACCGCUGUUGCCAAGAUGCACACUGUUGCUGACGCCAAGACCAUCUUUGUCUACGGUCUCCAAACUAAAUUUGGUGGUGGUAAGUCAACUGGUUUCGGUUUGAUCUACGACUCUUUGGACCUCGCCAAGAGAUUCGAACCAAAGUACCGUUUGGCCAGAGCUGGUAUGCACACCAAGGCUGUCACCUCAAGAAAGCAAAGAAAGGAGAAGAAGAACAGACUCAAGAAGGGAAAGACCUCCAAGAAAUAA
This is a messenger RNA of Cavenderia fasciculata, 378 nucleotides long. RefSeq names its product 40S ribosomal protein S24 (gene rps24). Gene Ontology annotation, cellular component: ribosome. Gene Ontology annotation, molecular function: structural constituent of ribosome. NCBI's taxonomy places the organism in Eukaryota, Evosea, Eumycetozoa, Acytosteliales, Cavenderiaceae. The record is from RefSeq and is a predicted model, not a curated record. Gene Ontology annotation, biological process: translation. Bases 1 to 378 code for a protein of 125 amino acids. The transcript has 2 exons.